GGCAGCCUCAGCAGCAGCACUAACUGGAUACUCUACACACUGUUAGCAACGAAACCCUUUUCUUCUUUUGGAAGACAAAUUCCUGAUCAUGGGCGACAAGAAAAGCCCAACAAGGCCAAAAAGACAAGCCAAACCUGCGGCAGACGACGGAUUUUGGGAUUGUAGUGUCUGCACCUUUAGGAACAGCGCUGAAGCCUUCAAAUGCAGCAUCUGUGAUGUCAGAAAAGGCACAUCCACUAGGAAACCCAGAAUAAACUCGCAACUGGUGGCACAACAAGUUGCACAGCAAUUCGCCACACCUCCUCCUCCCAAAAAGGAGAAAAAAGAAAAGGUUGAACGGCCGGAGAGGGAACGGCCGGAGAGGGAACGGCCGGAGAGGGAACGGCCGGAGAGGGAACGGCCGGAGAGGGAACUGCCUGACAAAGAAAGGCUUGAGAAGGAAAGGCCUGACAAAGAAAGGCUUGAGAAGGAAAGGCCUGACAAAGAAAGACUUGAGAAGGAAAGGCCUGACAAAGAAAGACUUGAGAAGGAAAGGCCUGACAAGGAAAAAGAAAUUCGCCCAGCUGUGACCAAAAAGCCUAGCAGCAAAAAGACAAAACCCAAGGCAGACAUCCUGCAAGGCCCACCCAGUGACGUCAACAGUAUACAAUCUGGAAAUGCUGCAAGAAAGACGGACAUUUCCCACAUUUCAAGGCCCAAACUGAAAAAUGUGGACAGAAGUACUGCACAGCAACUUGCAGUAACAGUGGGGAACGUCACAGUAAUUAUCACAGACUUUAAAGAAAAAACACGUUCCUCUUCCACGUCUUCAUCCACAGUGACGUCUAGCACAGGCUCAGAACGGCAGCACCAGAGUGGCUCAGGAUCCGAAAGUACAGACAAAGGCUCAUCGCGUUCCUCAACGCCGAAAGGACACAUGUCUGCAGGACACGAUGAAUCCUACUGAGCAUUGCACAUGGAAAUGUCAGAAAUAAUCAGGGUAUGAAAUUCAGAUUUUCCACCUGUGUUCUUCUUGGAUAUGUGCUAUUAUCCUUUCCUGGAUGUACCUAUUUGGAUAUUUCUUUGGAUCCAUUCUCAACACGUUCAAGCCGAAUACAGAUUUACGUGGGAUUCUGGUCAAAAAAGGAAUUUCGCACCCUGACACUUACGUAUUUCAUUGUUUCGUAUCAUUUUCCUAACAGUCAUUUGUAAAUGGAUGUGCGGCUGAUCCUACCUUUUUUUUUUUUUUUUUAUAAAAUCCACUGUGCACAAUUUCCCAUAUAUAUUUUAACUUGUUUCAUUACUGGCUUUAUUUAUUACUUUUGCAGAUUACCUACCUUUCAACAGCUUUUUUAUAGGUUGUUUUUCUGCUAGCAACUAUGCUUUUUUAUUUAAUCAGUUUGUUUGAUUAAAACCAAGUUAUUUACAUCUGACAUCUAAAACACUGGUGCUUCCUACACUGUGAAGUAAAACCAGCGUGGAACAGUUACAUGUCUCGAACUGUCCCGUUUACAAAAAAAAAAAAAAAAAAAACCCAGAAGCUAAUAGUGUUCAACACCAUUUAUUUAAAGUCUUAUUGAGCAAAAAAAAACAGGCUAUGAAUGCUCAAAUUACAAUAUUUUUUGCAAGAGAUGCAUAAGCCUGUCUUUGGAUAAAAACAAUUCUCAGUCUUCACGACAUUACUCUUUAAGACAUUUGGACAAACACAAUGGGGAUUUACUCUUGAAGCAAAUUUCAUGUUUGAUCCAUCAAUCGAAGAACACAUUUUUCGGUCCAUGUUCCCUGUGCAACUUGCCACCCACUGUGUGUUUCUCUCUUCCUCUGUGUUGGAAUUGUAUAUUUACAAAGGAGGAGCUGGAGGCAUAAAUUUCUAAUCUUGGAAUAUUCUGUAGAAAACAGAAGAGUCCAUGUGUUAAAACUAAUGAUGGAGGAGACGUGCAGUUGUUGCAGUUUGUGUGGAUCUCAUUUUGUUUUGAAAUUUAAAUUGCCUUGUAUGUGGAGCAGCCACUGAAAUACGUGCUUUAAACUUUUGAAAUAUAUCUACGUGUUCACGUGUUGGCCAGUUUCUUUUCAGGUCUCUGGAGUAAAACUGUGUGACUCCACACAUUUUAUGUUCUAAAAUUUCUUAAUCUGCCAUGGUGGAAAACAGUAACUUUGUUUCAGCUGGACAACUAUCUGAUAUGGGAAUGGAUUAUUAAGUUUGGCAUAAUUGAGAACUCUGCUGGAAAUGAAAUGAAGGUGGAUACAAAAAUAUCUGAAUAGAAGUAACAUUGCGUUAGCUUAGUCUAAAAUAACUUAAAGGCGUGGGUCCCAUUUACAUUUAGUUUUAAGUUACUACUAUUAAGUUUACUAUGCCAUUUAAAAGCCGUGAUUUUAUUUUGUUUUUGUUUUUGGGAGCAUUUUUAUUCAUCUUGUAUCAAGAAUACAAGUAUGUUUUCUUUUUAAAUGAUGAACUUAAAUGUCUAAUUAUUUAUUGAAGGACCAAAGGAAUUUAAUAGGUGUUUAGCACAAAUACAGAACAAAAAUACUAGGUUUUUUAAAAUGAAUGUAAAACCAAUUAAAAUAUAAAUGGGAUUAAAACCAUUAAAAACCUAAAUGCAGUUCUUGUCCAGUUCAUUUAGUAACGUAAGUGUAAACACUUAAUACAAAUAUUCAUUAUGAUAACUUCAAAAUAAAAUACAUGUAACGCCUACUAAAUCUCACUUUUAACUGUAUAUAUUUUGCACAGCUAGCAAUUUAAAAAUAAAUAAAAAUAUAAAGUGAAAAAUGUACUCUGGUUGUCAAGGGUCAUGUAAAUUAAACAGACUCCUAAAUCAUUAAACCAACUAUAUUACUUUCAAAGGUGCUGAUCUUUUGUUGUACAAUAACCAGCUACUUGUAGGCUGUUGGGUCUCGGUUCAUUUGUGCAAAACCUUCUGUAGCAGCCUUUCAGUAGUGCCUCCUUCAUAAACUGUAAGAACUUUACAGCCAAACUGGUGAAAUAUAACCAUGGAGACUUAGGGGAAGUGUCACAUUUUAACACAAUAUUUGUACUGAAUUUGUGCACAGAUAGCAAAAACAUUGUCCAAAUUUAUUCUAAAUUUCAAACCUUGUUAACUGUCAUUAAUUUCUAACCAAACAAAAUGUCUGUUUGAAAGUAAUGUCUUUCCUGUAUUUACUCUGUAGUUGCUAAUUACAUAAAUGUGUCAUGUAGUUUUAAAACCAUGCUCAUAGGGGGAAGCACGGAUUCAAAAUAGUUGUUCAACAUGAUUUUCUUUUGUAUCUUUCUAUCCAUAAAAUUGUCGUCACAACAGUUGAACAAGCCAAGGCUUGGUCAGAUGUGAUGGGAAAUAAACUAUGUUCAUGACAGGAUGUACACAGGAAGAUAAAUACUCAACUGUUUAAAUUUACACUGCAAGACAUGAAAUAAAGUAGCCCAGAUCACAAUCCACAUAACUGGCAUUUCACAUGCCUUACCAAAUCCCAUACUCUAUCUACUUUUUGUAAAAAUGUAUCAAUUGUAUCUUAAAUUAUUGAAUUUAAUAUUUGCUGGAUAUUUAAAAAAAAAAAAAAAAAAAAAAAAAAAAAAAAAACCUUUGCUUGUAUGUAACUUGAAAUGGUUCAUAAGCCAACAUUUAGAGUAUGACAAUGGAGCUGAACAGUUUUUAACGCGCAAGCAGUUCUGUUCUUGUGUAUGACUUGUAACCUUAAUUUACUGUGUAAAGAUGGUUACAUUAUUUUAUUAUUUCUUUUAAGCUUUGUUUGUUGGAGACCCAUAUAUAGAAUGCUUCUUUUAAAUCUGGCAGCACAUAAUCUUGUUUUUAUUUUUUUAUGUUAAUGUAUUAUACAAGCUAUAUUUUUUAUUUGCUCUGAAAAGAUGUCUUGUACAGUGCUUUGGAAGUUUUUGCUCUGUAAAUUAUGUAGGGUCAACAGCCUGUUUUUUUUUUUUUUUUUUGUUUGUUUGUUUUUUCCUCCAAAUGCUAAAGUGUUAUUGGUGGUUUUGUGAGCUGGUCUAAAUUUCCAGGUCUUUCAAUGUUUUUUGGGAACUUUUAAUGGGCCCUGCUGUUUGUCUAGCAAGUAAAAUGUUAAUAUAUUAAUGUUAACUGGCAUGUGCACGACUGUUAUUAGAGGCCACUUUAUAAUUUCUCCUGCUUCAAAUAGAAAUGUCUAUUUAUGAAUUCUGCUUGUAGUUUUUCACAAAUAAAAUUGUUAAAUUUAUUUAAUUCAUGAGGUUUUGAUUCUUAUUUUCCCCUAUGUUCAAAGAUAAAGCAGAUUUACAGUUUAAACUUUUUUACGUGCCUGGUGAGAUCAAGAACGUUACACAGGCGGUAGUUCUAUUGGAGGACUCUUGAUGCAUUUUAUUAAGAAAACAGCAUGUGUAUAGCCAUCUAUUUUCUGACAACUAACCAUAAUUUACAAUUGAACACAUGACACUAUUAUGCCUAUAUAGGAAUUUACAAUAUAAAGAAUAAAUGUACUGACCAAAUAUUGAUGGCAAAAAAACAGGUUAUAACCUCAGAUCCCAUUUAGGCGAGUAUUUUUUCAGUUAGUUAUUGCAAAGUUACAAGCUUUCUGUGAAACCGUUAACUUUGUUUGUAUAAAAACAGAUAAUACCCAAAUGCUUUCUAUAGCCAAACUAGAAUAUACUGUAAUUUUUCUGUUGCUUUUAACAUACAGUUAGUGGACAAAAAAAUGGAAACAACAAUGUGAAGUCACUUAAUAGG
Polyodon spathula (Mississippi paddlefish) is the source of this 4682-nucleotide messenger RNA. RefSeq names its product RING1 and YY1-binding protein B-like. NCBI's taxonomy places the organism in Eukaryota, Metazoa, Chordata, Actinopteri, Acipenseriformes, Polyodontidae. Gene Ontology annotation, cellular component: nucleus. Gene Ontology annotation, molecular function: transcription coregulator activity; DNA binding. The transcript has 5 exons. The record is from RefSeq and is a predicted model, not a curated record. Gene Ontology annotation, biological process: positive regulation of DNA-templated transcription. The coding region runs from base 89 to 946 and encodes 285 amino acids.